Glycine soja is the source of this 772-nucleotide messenger RNA. RefSeq names its product glycine-rich protein 23-like. Bases 67 to 618 code for a protein of 183 amino acids. The transcript is spliced from 2 exons. NCBI's taxonomy places the organism in Eukaryota, Viridiplantae, Streptophyta, Magnoliopsida, Fabales, Fabaceae. The record is from RefSeq and is a predicted model, not a curated record.
UUCAAGUAAAACAAACAUAUCUAUCUAUUUAAUUAGCUUUAUUUGAUUUGGGUGGUUGUAGAAAUUAUGGGGAAAAUACAUGGUGGUGUGUUGCUUCUUCUAUUGGUGAUCAUAGGAGUGGCAGAUUGCCGAAAAGUGAAAGAAGUAUUUGUUGACAUUGAAGAAGGUGAUGAUCAUGGAGGUGCUAGUAUUGGAUUUAGUGGAGUUUUUGAGGAAUGUGGAGGAGGAGGAAGUAAUGGAGGCAGCACCACUUGCCAUAGCCAAGGUGGUGGUGGUGGUGGUGUCGAAGGGGGUGCUGGUCAUGUUGGAGGCAACAAAACAAUCAUUGGUUUUGGAGGAGAAGUUGUUUUUGGUGGAGGAAAUGGUGGUGGCAUUGGGGGAGGAGUUGAAGGUGGAGCAGCUAUAGGGCAUGGAGGUGCUGAUGGAGUUGGAGGUGGUGCUGCUUUAGGGUUUGGAGGUGCUGAUGGAGUUGGAGGUGGUGCUGCUUUAGGGCAUGGAGGUGCUGGUCAUGGAGUUGGAGGUGGUGCUGCUUUAGGGCAUGGAGGUGCUGGUGGAGUUGGAGGUGCUGCUGCUUUAGGGUUUGGAGGUGCUGCUGCUGGCUUUGGAGGUCAUCCAUAAGUGCAGCAACCAUAUACUAUAAGAUAAAAUAAAUAAAAAAGAAUGAGUUCUGGAUGCUAGCUCGUUCUCAUAAUCUCAUGGAUGCAAAUGAGUUAUUAAUGUAUAAUAAUAUUAAAUACAUAUAAAUCCGAGUUUUAUUAUGAUCUUAUGCUUA